AUGGCUGCUCAAGGCCAGACCACACAACCGAAAGGGGGAUCACACAGCUGGAAGCGACAGCACCCUGGAGAGCCCUCGCCCCAAGAAGAUUCUCCUCCGAUCUGCUGUAAGCGGCAACGCACCGACAGCUGUUCAGGAAGUGAACUUAGUUGGAAAUAUCCGCCCAGGUUUUGGGACAGAUUGUCCAGCAUUCCUCUAGUUCACAACGCCCUAGAAGAGCUGGAAAGGCGCACCCACAAGCGGCCUUCCUUUCCUUCACGUCCGAUCUUGCCAGAGCAGAAACUCAUACCCUCCGCCACUGGGGAGCUUGCUCGAUUUGCGAGACACGGCGGUCCCGAUUUACAUGACCUUAGAGGGUACCCUCAUGCGACAAGAAGGCACCGACCUGCAGACGCCAUGAGCUCCCCUUCGCGACACCAAGGUGCCAAUGCCACCGAUCCAUCGACUCUCCCAACCCCAGUAACGACCCCAACCAGCAGAAAAUCGACAAGCCCCUAUGACGCCGCUUUCGAGCAACACUUGGCUGAUCAUCAAGUUCAUCCCCCAACAUACGCCUCGCAAGGGCCAGAAUGGGCGGAGGUCAUGGCAGCACUGGCUAGACCGAGGCCAUCACUCUCGCAAUCCAUGUUCCCCCCCACUAGCUUCAGUACGUUUCAGGCGAAAGAUAUGGCCGCCAAAAGCGAAGCUGCUGUGUUGAGGAAUGUGAUCCCGACCAUAACCGGCUCAGAUCAAGCCGAUCAUCUCUGCUGCCAAAAUACCCUGUUUGGGAAUCUGAAGCCACUCACCGACGGCACCAUCGUGACUGCCAAACCAGAUAUCUAUUACGGCGCUGACCCUAAAGAUCUUGACCGGUCGAUCCGCGAUGAGCUCGCUGGCCAUAUCAUACCGUCGACUUCACAGGACAGGCCGAUGGCGCCGAAUUUCUUCCUGGAGGUCAAGGGCCCAGGCGGAAACCAGGCUGUGACGACGCGGCAAGCUUGCUACGCUGGUGCCAUUGGAUCCCGGGCCAUGCAUAGCCUACAAAAUUACAACGAAAAGCAGCCUAGAUACGGCACGGAGCACACGGCGUUCAGCUCGUUCUAUCACAGUGGCACCCUAAAGAUCUUCGCCCACCACAUCACGGCACCUUCGACCCCAGAGGGGCAGCCUGAGUACCACAUGAUUAAACUGCACGGGUCGGAAGUUACUGGGAGCAUUGACAAUUUCCGCAGUGGCGUCGGUGCGUUCAGGAACGCCAGAGACUUGGCCAAACAGUAUCGUGACCGUUUCAUCCAGGAAGCAAACGCCAGAGGGCCUCGGGCAAGGUUGACCGCUGCGCAAGCAGACUCGACCGAGCCGCGUCAAGGCGACAUCUGGGCCCCGCAUGGCUCGGUGGAUCCUACACAAUGCAUUCCUUUGCAGGAUGCUGAUGAUGACGAGCUUCAACAGCAGAUUGAUGAGGGCGAUGGCGAGCCAACACCUACGGUCUCCCACCAUCUCCACACGGAGGACGACUUUGAGAGGACGAGCAAGGAUCUCGUGGCCCCCGGCGACGACCCCUCACUGAGCUUUGCCUCGAGCUCUACGUCCAACUCCAGCGCUGUCCGUCGUCGUUCUAAGCGUUUGGAACAAACGAACCAAGGCCUGUGUUCCGGAACUAGAGGGAAUCAUACGUCGAAAAACCGGUCAUAA
Molecule: messenger RNA, 1671 nt
Organism: Clonostachys solani
Lineage: Eukaryota; Fungi; Ascomycota; Sordariomycetes; Hypocreales; Bionectriaceae
Source: the annotation of a GenBank genome assembly